Messenger RNA from Paramecium octaurelia, 669 nucleotides. The record is from the annotation of a GenBank genome assembly. Lineage: Eukaryota; Ciliophora; Oligohymenophorea; Peniculida; Parameciidae.
AUGCACUCGUAUUUAGAAGAAUUAAAGAAAAAAGAGAUCAUAGUUAAAUAAAUCAAUUCACUCAUUUAAUAACUUCAGUAACAUCAUUUAACUUAGUCUCUUGUUCCUAAAAGUCAUUAAGAAAUAGCUGAGUUUAUGGUGCUUAAUAAACUCAGGAAUGUUGAUACUUAUAUUCAAUUAUGUGAAAUGACAGGAAAAUGCUUAGGAUAAGCAAGAUCAGAUAUUAAAGAGAAUGAUAAAACCAUAAAUGAUUUGUUUCAUAUUUAAUUAUUGCAAUUUGGAUUACAAAGAAAGAAGGAUGAAAAGAAGGGCUAUCGGAAACAUUACAAAAUGCCUAUCAUUCACAUAAACACUCCCAGUACAGAGUAAGACUCUUGUAGUUUUUAUAAUAAAAAAUAAAAAAAAAAAGAUAAAUAUUUGAAAUUGCAAAAAGUCAUAGAGUAGAUACAAUCUAAUUAAUCCUUAAUAGAUAAAGUGAAAAUUGAAGAGUACUUUCAAAAUAAAAAGAUAUAGAAGUUACUUUAAAUUGAUGGAUGGAAGAUUAUCGAUUAAUCUCCUCUUCAUCAACCUGUAUCUGAUCAAUUAAUUAAGAAGUCCCUACAUUAUUAUUACACUUAUUGUAAGUCAAUUGUAGAAGGUUUUAUGCAUGUAAUUGACAAUAAGUCAUGA